CAAGUUAGACUUCACCCUUACAGUAAUACUGCUGCUAUGGCGCCACUAAAUCUCAACGCAUCACCAAAAGGAAAAUUCUUGUUUCAUACCUCGCCUAUAAAGUCACAGAAGCAAAUCUUUGGAAAUUUCCUCAAUGAUGAUCAGUCUGUACAUCAAGUUAACCUUAACUUUGAUCAAAGUGAUCGCUCAAAAGGUAUCGCAUCCAUUGUUUUUGUGAGGAAAAAUGACGCUGUACAGUCCGUUGAAACUUAGGAAUAUUAAGUCCAUGAAAUGAAGAUUGAAAUUGUUGUCGUCGGCUUGAAUUACAAUAAAAAUUUGAGCCAUAUCUUAAAGGUGUUUCUGAUGAUAAAACCUAUAAAAUUGGAAAAAAAGAAACGUUAAAUUCAAUUCUGAAACCCUAAAAACAGUAUAUCG
Messenger RNA from Rhizophagus irregularis DAOM 181602=DAOM 197198, 414 nucleotides. Lineage: Eukaryota; Fungi; Glomeromycota; Glomeromycetes; Glomerales; Glomeraceae. The record is from RefSeq and is a predicted model, not a curated record.